AUGGCGCCCAUCUUUUCUUCCAUGACUCGCUUGACAGCGGUCAUCUCUUCAGUUUUUCUCCUGUCUACUGACGUCGUCCUUGGCACGACCACUCGUGAAAAGACAUUGAGUGGAACUUACGACUAUAUCAUCGUUGGAGGUGGUGUAUCAGGCUUGGUCGUCGCAAACAGACUUUCGGAGAAAUCACAGAAAACUGUUCUCGUUCUCGAGUAUGGAUACACUGACAACUCAACCAAGACCCUAUGGCCUUAUUAUGGUACAGGUUACAAUGAUCCUGACAUGUUUGAGCUCAACAGCGCUCCGCAAGAGAACCUUCAGAACCAGACUUUCGUGGCCUAUGCUGGCAAAGUCCUCGGAGGUGGUUCUAUCGUGAACGGUAUGGGUUAUGACCGUGGAACCCAGCCUGAUUACGAUGCUUGGGGUGAGCUUGGUAAUGAUGGCUGGAAUUGGAGCAACUUGCUCACUUACUUCAAGAAGAGUAGCACAUUCACCCCUAACAAGAAGGAGACACUCGACAAGUACAACUACACUUACGACCUGUCGGCCUAUGGAAAUGGACCUGUCCAAGUCUCUCUACCUGAGUGGCAGUAUCCCGAGUUGCCUACCUUCUGGAAAGCCAUGGACGAGAUGAAGAUCAACAAGGUUCAAGAGGGUGCUCUGGGUGAGCCUGGUUACUUCUGGGUACCUGCCACCACCGACCCCAAGUCUCAGACCAGGUCCUCGGCUCGUACUGCUUACUACGAUCCCAUUGCUUCUCGUUCCAACCUCAAGGUCGCCACUGGUGUUCAAGUCCAAGAGAUCGUUUUCUCUACUCUGACUGCCAAGGGUGUCAAGCUGCUUGAUAGAGAUACCGGCAAGACCUACACUGCUUACGCCGACAUGGAGCUCAUCCUCGCAGCUGGUGCCAUCCACACUCCUCAGAUUCUGCAACUCAGUGGUGUAGGGCCUGCCAGCGUGCUUAAGGAGGCAGGCAUCAAGGUCAAGGUCGACCUUCCUGGUGUUGGCAACAACUUCCAGGACCAUCCCACAGCAUACAUGAGCUGGAACUUCCUCAACGACACAACUCCCAACACAAACUCUUUGACUAGCAACGCAACCUUUAAUGCCACUGCUUACGACGAGUAUGUCGCCAACAAGACUGGUCCAUACACUCAAGCUCACGGCAACGGUGCUGCGUUCUUGCCUCUUACCAGGAUUGCACCCAAAUCGUACAAAUCAAUUGUGAAAAAGCUCGCAGCCCAAAAGGCUGCCGACUACCUCCCUGAUAUGUACUCUGAUUACCCCGAGUUGGUUGCUGGCUACGAAGCGCAACGCAAGGUCCAGAUUGAACAGUUCAACUCUGAUGCAGCCUCGAUGUACGAGUUCUCUUUCAUCGGUGGUGGCUUCUCCAUUACUGCUCUGCAGAAGCCUACCAGCCGCGGUACUGUCUAUCUUGACCCCAAGGACCCUCGCGGCGAGCCAAUCGUCGACUACCACGGCCUCCAGAACCCUGUCGACAUGGAUAUGAUACUUGCCAGCAUGCGUUACACUCGUCAGAUCUACAACACUUCUGCACUCUCCGUCUUUGAGCCUGUUGAAGCCAGCCCUGGUGUCAAGUAUCAGACUGAUGAUGAGCUCAAGUCGCAGAUUGUGUCUGGCCUUGUUUACCCUACCCUCGCUCAUCCUGCUUGCUCAUGCGCCAUGAUGCCCAGAAACUUGGGCGGUGUUGUCGACUCUGGCCUUCAAGUUUAUGGCAUCAAGAAGGUCACCAUUGUUGACGCUUCCAUCAUGCCACUUAUUCCUGGUACUCACCUCCAGGCGACUGUUUACGCUGUCGCUGAGAAGGCUGCCGAUAUCAUCAAGGCUAGACAUGGUGCUUAG
Molecule: messenger RNA, 1860 nt
Organism: Aureobasidium uvarum
Lineage: Eukaryota; Fungi; Ascomycota; Dothideomycetes; Dothideales; Saccotheciaceae
Source: the annotation of a GenBank genome assembly